UGUGGUGCUCAGUUAGUUUGUCGAAGAGUUGCGGUCUUUUCCCCCUUCUGUUGCCGUCGGCAGGAGCUGGGCUAGGUAGGGUGAAGGGCCCGUUACGUAGUGUACAGAGAAACGCGUCAUAUCCAUGCGUAGGAAAAACUGAUUCGUGAAAUGUAAACCACAUACCAUAUACUGACGACUUGAAAAAUAUGAGGUCAUGACUGUCUUCAGGUAGGAUCUACACGUUGGAAACCCAACAGCAUGGACUGGUCUGUCACACGAGAACCGACUUGGAGUUUACUUCCUAAAUUGACGUCAUAUCCUGGCGGUGUUGGAUAUACGUCAUGGGAUUUCCGAGGACACGGAUGUCGAAGAACCCAUCAAUACACCGCGAGACAGGUUCGAAGUAUCAUUUUGUGUGCUAUGUGUUCAGUGUACGUGUUUGUAAGUGUUAUAUGGACCGUAGCUGCUCGAGAGGACCUAAACAUCCAUUCAGCUUACACAACUUUCAACGAGAGCGUGAACUUCACGCAUCUCGUGGUAGAUCGUGACACGGGACGAGUGUACGUAGGAGCUACCAACUGGCUCUAUCAGUUUAACAGCUCUCUGGAAUUAGAGUUGGAGGUCAGGACAGGGCCUGUAAAGGACAGCAUCCAAUGUUCUCCAUCCGACUGUCUUCACCAAAAAAAAGUAGAUACCACUAACGUCAAUAAAGUCCUAGUCAUCGACAGUCAGGCCAACAAAUUAAUUGUCUGUGGUAGCGUCCACCAGGGAGCCUGCCGCCGUCACGAGCUCGGGAACAUUGCCAGCGCCGAGGAACUAGUUCCUGUUCCAGUAGCAGCCAACGAUGAGAACUCUUCUACAUACGCCUUUAUUGGUCCUGCCCAAUAUUUCGGUUACCCCUCCAGGGUUCUAUAUGUGGCAACAACCAACAGCCGCCUGGGGCCUUACCGAGACAUGGUCCCUGCCAUCACUAGUAGAAGCCUUGAAGAGGGCAAUGGCCGCCUAUUUGGGAUCAUUGAAAAGUCUUUUUCCACCAUUGCCAGGGUGGAUAUUAGCUCUCACCUGAGGGACUAUUACCUGGUGAACUACAUCUACGGCUUCCACUCAGGAGGUUUUAUUUACUUCGCCACAGUGCAGAGGAAAUCUCACUUGAGGGCGCUUGAGGAGUGGGGCUACGUAACAAGGCUGACCCGAGUAUGUGCAUCCGAUGCCGGAUACAAUACGUAUACCGAAGUAACGUUGCAGUGUGUCCGAAAAGAUGGUGUUAACUUUAACUUGCUCCAGGAUGCCGUUGUUGGUCCAGCGGGUUCCGAUCUUGCGGCAGCUCUUCAUAUAGAAACGGGAGCCGAUGUUUUCAUUGGUGUGUUCACAUCCAGUCCUGACCACACCACUUUGACCUCUCCCCCAUCUGCUUUGUGUGUUUACUCUCUGGCCGAAAUAGAGCAACGUUUUACAGAAAACAUCCACAUGUGUUAUAAUGGUAGUGUGGUCACUCGCAAUAUGGAUUACAUAGCCGGCAGUAUCGUGGAUUGUCCAGAACCUGGGAAAGGUGGGAAUAUAUUCAGUUUUUGUAUGGAAACCUUGAAACUGAACGGAACAGUCCCAGUCACAGCGACCGCUGCAGUCACUUUUCCCAGUGUGACUUUAAAGUCUGUUACGAUCACCACCACUUUCCAACACACAGUGGCCUUUAUCGGGACAGACAAUGGAUAUCUCAAAAAGGUACUAAUAAACAGCGGUGAUGACGUAGACGAGUUUGAGGAGGUACCUAUUGAUUUAGGCAAUCCAAUCAUAGCUGACCUCCAAGUGGACAAGUCAGGGCAGUUCAUCUAUGUGGCCUCUACGUACAGGUUAGCCAAAGUACGGAUAGCAAAAUGUCACCAGCACAACAGUUGUGAAUUGUGUCUAAGAGCAAGAAACCCUUACUGCGGCUGGUGUUCCCUCGAGAAACAGUGUACAGUUAAGAGUGCUUGUCAGAAUGCCACCACCAGCUUUGGUGUUAGUUCUCCCCGUUGGCUAUCAUUAAACACACAACAGUGUAUUGAUGUUCAAGCAGUCAAGCCAGAACAACUUCCCAUCACCAGCACGGCCAUGGUGGAGCUGGUCAUCAACCAACUUCCCAAUCUUCCAUUUGGAGCACAUUAUCUGUGUGUGUUUGGAAACAGUGCUACAGUCAGGGCUCGAGUGACUGGAGCAGGACUAGCAUGCAUGACACCAAGAAUUGAAGAUCGCCCUCCUAUUUUACCUGAAAAAGAUCAUGUCACAGUCGACCUUGCAGUUCGUUCAAGUGAAACCAAUACUGACUUUCUUCAUAAACCUUUUGCUUUUUAUGACUGCUCUGUUCAUAAAACGUGCUCGACAUGUGUUACCAGUUCAUGGGCUUGUAGCUGGUGUCUUCAAGAGAACCAUUGUAUGCACAAUGCUGGUUCUUGUCGAAGGACUAUAAUCACAGGAGAAAACAAUCCACAGAACUCUCUCAUGAAAGGAAGGCGGUAUUGUCCUAGUUUUGCCACGAAUGAGGAAAUCCUUCUUCCUAAUGGUGUAAGAAAGGAAAUUGCUUUAGAUGGGAAGAAUCUUCCUAGUUCAUUGGACGACUUUCAUUGUGUUGUAGAAAUAGAAGGGGCCAAAGAACAAGUUUUAGCGAGAAUCCAUGGAAACAAAAUCAUGUGUGCUGAAACGUUGUAUAGGUAUAAAGCUGAGGUUCAGCAGUUAAAUGUUACAUUAACAGUUUUCUGGCAUGGCGACACCUAUAUAGAUCAAAUAAUAGUCACGCUAUUCAAGUGUCAUCUCCUGGGAAGUCAUGGAGGACAAACUGACUGUUCCCUCUGUCUAACUAGAGACCCAAAGUUUCGGUGUGCUUGGUGUGGUAACCAAUGCCACUACAGUGACUCUUGUGUUGAGACUCCAGCACUGACUUGUCCCCUGCCUCGUGUGGACUGGAUUCAUCCAUUAAGUGGGCCUAUUGAAGGUGGCACCUUAAUUGCCAUUGAGGGAAGUAAUCUCGGCACCAACGAGCGAGAAAUAAACAACAAGAUCACUGUUGGUGGGAUUCCGUGCAUUCCAGUUGAAUAUAGUGUGUCAAUAAGAGUUGUUUGUCGUACUGGCCUGAGUGAAACACCCAGAACUGCUGAGGUGGUGGUUGGGAAUAAUGCUGGUGUGACUGUAGCUCAAGAACAAUUUUUAUAUAAGGAAGUGAAAUUGAAAAGUGUUGAUCCAGUCAUUGGACCACAAGCAGGAGGAACUAGAUUGUAUUUGAGUGGAGAAAACCUUAAUGUUGGAAGUCAAAUGGCCAUUUAUUUAGAUGGAUUGCCAUGUAUCGUAGACAGAACCUUAGCAAGCAACAGUCAGGUCAGCUGUCGGACAACCAGAGCACCAACACCAGAUUACAAUGUCUCGGCACUAAUACUCAUUAUCGACAAUGCUACUUUAUUGUUAUCGAACCCUUUUACGUAUACCAUUAACCCAACAAUACUAAGGAUCUAUCCUUUAAAGAGCUUUGUCAGUGGUGGAAGGAGUAUUACAGUAGUGGGAACUUCUCUACGAGCUAUCCAACAACCCCGUAUGGCUAUUUUUAACAACGAAACACUCCUUAACGAGACUGUGUGUGUAGUCGUCAGUAACUCUCAGAUGGUGUGCCCCUCUCCAUCUCUGAGUAGAGAUGCUGUUCGAUCCCUCCUGACCAACAGUAAAAGAAACACUGGGGUGCAUGCAGAUGAGCUCAAAUUCCAGAUCGGUUUUCUUAUGGAUGAUGUUACCAGUGUUAGGGAACUUCAGGCAAACUUUCCAGCCUUGCACUCGGAUAUGGUGUACGUUCCAGAUCCAAGGUUCUUCUCUUUCAAUGGAAAUGGAAUUAAACUAUACAAAGGAGAAUCCUUAGUUAUUGAGGGAGAACAUCUUCGUCUAGCCAGCAUGGAGUCUGAGGUCAGUGUAAGUAUUGGUACUCGACCUUGCAACCUGACCUCACUAGCCAUGACCCAACUGGUGUGUCUACCUCCCGAGGACCAGCCACAAGGAACAGACGAGCUUGGACGGUCAACCAUCAAUGCACUUCCCAUGGUUGUGGUGCGGGUGGGUUUAAACCUGCGUUAUGAGGUUGGUUACCUUCGUUAUGAAGUGAUGAAAACUUACAAGUUCCCUCCCGAGGCUAUUUGGGGGAUAGCUGUUGGAGGAGCCCUUCUUAUGCUUCUUAGUCUUGCCAUUUUGAUUGUCUUGAGACAUAAAAAUUCCUUGGCAGAGCAAGAGUACAAGAGGAUCCAGCUUCAGAUGGAUACACUAGAGAACAGUGUGCGAUCUGAAUGUAAGCAAGCCUUUGCAGAAUUGCAGACAGAUAUGACAGAUUUAACAAACUGCCUACAAACAUCGGGUGUUCCAACACUGGAACACAAAACAUUUGUCAUGAAAGUAUUUUUUCCUGGCAUCCAUGACCAUCCUCUACUCCGGGACAGAAAGAGUAAGUUGUCAGAGAAAAUCUUACAUGAUAUUUAUCCUAUUUUCAGAGUGAAUGUUGCCUCACUGUUGACAAUCAUUUUCAUGGAGAAAAUGGAAUAUGCCACAGAGGUACUAAAAGUUCUUCUUAUGCAGUUGAUCGAGAGAUCUGUUAACUCCAAGCAUCCUCACCUCAUGUUACGAAGAACAGAAUCAGUGGUGGAAAAAAUAUUGACCAACUGGAUGGCUCUCAACAUGUAUAAUUACUUGAAGGACCGAGCAGGAAGUACUUUGUUUCUGUUGUUUUGUGCCGUGAAAUACCAGAUCGAGAAGGGUCCUGUAGAUACCUUCACCCAUGAUGCCAAAUAUUCUCUUUCGGAAGAAAGGUUGCUACGGGAACAAACAGACUACUCAACAGUGACUGUUCACAUCGUACAGGAGAAUCACAUGGAGAAACUUCAGUUACAAGUAAAUGACUGUGAUACUAUUAGCCAAGUGAAGUACAAAGUUCUAGAUGCCUUAUAUAAGAACACGCCUUUCUCCCGUCGUCCGUCAGUACGUGAUGUUGAUUUAGUUCUACAUCUGUCAGAGUGGAAACGUGGGAAUGGUGCUCAGCUAACCCUAGCCGAUGAAGACUUGACCACUAAAACGAUCAAUGGGUGGAGGAGGGUUAACACCCUACGACAUUAUGGAGUGACAGAGUCUGCUGUGAUUAGCCUAGUCAGCAAACAGAAUGAUAGUCUUACUUCUGACUGUAAGGGGAUAGGAACUACAUCUUUGAAUUCCAUGUCACCAAUUAUUUCCAGCUAUGAUGUAGAACAGGGUAUUCGAUAUUGGCACUUAGUCAAGCCUGUGGAUGAUCAGCAUUUUACCCAGAAAGAUAAUUUUCCCAAAGCUAUUCCAGAAAUCUUCUUAACCAGGCUUCUGUCCACAAAAGGCACAAUCCAAACUUUUGUAGAUGAUUUCAUUACCAUGGCACUUACUGUAACUGGAGAAAUCCCAUUAGCAGUCAAGUGGCUGUUUGAUCUUUUGGAUGAAGGAGCCAGUAAAUAUGGAGUCAGUGAUCCAGAUGUUGUUCAUUCGUGGAAAAGUAACAGUCUUCCACUGAGAUUUUGGGUGAAUUUUGUGAAAAAUCCAGACUUUAUAUUAGAUGUAUACAAAACUCCAUUAUUGGACUCUUGCUUGUCAGUGGUAGCCCAAACUUUGAUGGAUGCCUGUUCAACAUCAGAACAUAGACUUGGAAAGGAUUCUCCUUCUAACAAACUGUUAUUUGCCCGAGAUAUCCCAGCUUACAGGAAAAUGGUUAUGAAGUACUACCAGGACAUUAGUGCGCUACCAGUAGUUUCCGACCAAGAAAUGAAUGCUACAAUGCAUGCCUUGUCUGUGUCUCAAGCAGGAGAGUUUGAUACCUUGACUGCUCUUAAAGAUCUGUAUGUUUAUGUUGUCAAGUAUAAUGAAGAGUUGCUGCAAGCCCUAGAAGACGACCCCUUUUGCCAACAAACUCAGUUGACACAUAUACUCAAGACAGUUGCAUGUACUUUAGAAGGAGAAGAGACUUCUGUCUGCUGAAGAAGAUUUUAACUGGAUGGUGCCAAAACUUAUCCUAAACUAUGUUAUAGGUAAUCUGAAGAACUAGGUCCAUUACAUGUUAUAGUAAUAAAACUAAAAAUGGGAUCAACACGAGUGCUUGAACUAUUCCUUAAGAUUUUUUGAUGUAUAUGUAUAUUUAAAUAAUCUUGUCAUUCCAUUAACUUCAUAGAAGUUCAAGCCAAAGAUAUAAUCAAACUUGCUGGUGUUAGGCGAAAAAACUCAGUGGGUAACUCGUAAUCUUUUAACUAUGUUUAUAAGAAAACUGUCAGUGCCUAUAAAACAAUAUAACGAACAAGGUUCAAACUGUGUACAUACAAACUUUGCCAAGAUCUUUACUAAUUUAUACCUUUCAACAGUUGUUGGUAUUUGGCACUGUGUAUAUUUUCUUCAUUGUGUGUAUUGCAUGAGGUCCAUCCAUGUUGGUGCUUGUGAGAAGUAAAUUUAACACCUUUAUAUUUUGUGGAUGGAGUUGAUGUUUUUUUGUUUUUUUUUAAACGCUGCUGCCUAGACUGUGAUAUUGUAAAAUCCUUAUAGACUAGUUGUAUGUAUGUAAUAAACUGGCAGAAGCAAGCUGGAUCAUUAGUUUCUGGUCAGUAUGAAUGUUGUUUUGUAAUGCUGGAAAAUUAAUUAGUAAUGCUCUUGUAAUCUUAAAACUAUUUUGAAUUAAUUUUCCUGAAAAGAAAAUACGAGUAAUUUACUAGAGCUUCUGUAUCAAAUCGUGAGAAAGGAAGUUCUUAAAAAAAAAAGAAUUUUUCGUGUAAUACUUGAAAAUUUAAUAAAUAAUGACUGUGCUAAACUCGUUAUUUUAGACAGCCGACAGUGCCCGAGAAUCCUAUUUUUACUCUUUUAAUUUACGUAAUUUCAGUGUUCUAGUAUAUAUAAUGUUUAACUGAAAAAAAUAGCUGCUGUAAAAAUUUUAAUGGGAAACAUUCAGUAAAAUUCCAAUGGAAAGAUGGUUCCUGUUCCAACAGCAUAUUUUUGAUAAACCUGUACCAGUUUGGAAGUAAAUAAAACUUAGUUAAGUUUUGUUUUGUACGUAAGUGACUGAUCUUGUACUUGACAUUAAAUAAAAUCUGAUGUUGAGCC
Limulus polyphemus (Atlantic horseshoe crab) is the source of this 7083-nucleotide messenger RNA. Its product is annotated as plexin-B-like. Gene Ontology annotation, biological process: semaphorin-plexin signaling pathway involved in axon guidance; motor neuron axon guidance; regulation of cell shape. The record is from RefSeq and is a predicted model, not a curated record. The transcript has 34 exons. Gene Ontology annotation, cellular component: semaphorin receptor complex. Gene Ontology annotation, molecular function: semaphorin receptor activity; protein binding. Lineage: Eukaryota; Metazoa; Arthropoda; Merostomata; Xiphosura; Limulidae. Bases 241 to 5976 code for a protein of 1911 amino acids.